This is a messenger RNA of Anneissia japonica, 901 nucleotides long. RefSeq lists its product as uncharacterized. The record is from RefSeq and is a predicted model, not a curated record. The transcript has 2 exons. Bases 324 to 749 code for a protein of 141 amino acids. NCBI's taxonomy places the organism in Eukaryota, Metazoa, Echinodermata, Crinoidea, Comatulida, Comatulidae.
CAUACGCCAUUGCUCUUGCCCUCUCGGUCGAUUUUGUGUCAUCUUUCAAGUUUUUUUUUUUUUUAGCAUUUAUUUUAUUUAUUUAGUUAUUUUUUUUUAUUUUAUUUAUUUUUUUUUCUAACUGAGCAAUUUGUGUCAUAUUAUUGAUGGUGGUAAUUGUUAUAGGCUUUGGCCUACUUUAGCAGUAGCUUUUUCGUGGUGUGGAGAACCGACACAGGCCUGAUAAUUGGCUCCAGAACGCCUAAAGGACUUAAGUUCUUAAACAUUGUUAUUAACAAAAAUGUGCUGUCUUUACUAAUGUUUUACUGCGUUUGUUGAUAAAGAUGAAUGAAGUCGCCGACAUCUCUGACAUAGUGCAGGACAUCAAGAUCACUGCAUUUCGAUCAGGAAAUAAUUUUGUGGACAUGAGCGUGGUUGUCACUGACGAAUCCGCUGGAGAACAACAAGUAAAGGAAGCAUUUAGACAAACACUUAUGUCAAUAAAUAAUACGGACGUCAUAUUCGACUUAAACAGCCUUCAAGUAGACCUAACAGGAGUAAAUGAAAUUGACGACAAAAGCAACCUGGUACUGGUUUGCAUUGUUGCAGUUGCAUGUUUUGUGGGUCUUCUUUUGAUUGUGUUUUUUGUUGCUGUUAUAGUAUUAGCUUCAACCAGAAAUGGCGUCAAGACUUGCCCAACGGGAGGUCCGAUGUCUUCGACGUCGACGGAGGGGCUAAUGUCCCCGACGAGAGCAAAGUGUGCGUGGUAGGGCGUCCCUCAAAAUUCUUCGAAAGUAGUCCAUGGGAAGAAUAAGAUGAUUAGGGGUUUUAAACGAUUAUUUAAUGGAUUUUAAAGUCUGCUAUUAUGUAAUAAAGUGCCUAGGAUGAUCUGUGAUCUAUAAGGCUCGCUAUAUAAAUGCGG